ACAUUUUUUUUUUCUCACUUUGUGCUCGAGACUCUACAGCGGAGCGCGGAGCUCGCGCGUGUUGCCACAGGGAUCUCAGCUCUGACGGACCUGGCACGAGACAGUUAUUUUGUCUCUCUCGCAGACAAUAUUUAGCUGUUUAUUGCAAGUUUUUUUCUUUUUGUUUGUUUGUUUUAUUUUCGGGUAACAAAGUGUUCUGUUUGCCUAAAGUGUUUUAUGUGUUUGCGCUCAACAGUGAGGUAGACUUGUACUCCCGUAGUUUUUUCUUUUUUUUUCUUGGAUUUUUUUUUCUUUUUUUUUUUUUUCUACAGCGUCUUUGCUUGUGAUUUAUCCCGCGGAUGGAUGCAGCUGGCGGGGUGGACAUUUGAGCCCAGCAGGAUCAACCUGUCUUAGGGCAUCAUGAAUUCGCUGGUUCUCCGCAAGUGGAUGAGGAAUAUCUCCCAUGAGAUGCUGCUGCUGCUCCUGCUGCCGCUGGUGCCGGUUUGGUGUUUUCUGCCUCUGACCGGAGCGGCUCCUUCGCUGACGACCGAACAGCUGGACAUGGGGGUGGACUGGCUGAGUAGGUUUGGCUACCUCCCGCCCCCCGACCCGGUGACUGGCCAGCUGCAGACCAAAGAGGCGUUGACCAAGGCCAUCAAAGCCAUGCAGAAGUUUGGAGGACUGAAGGAAACUGGAGUAUUAGACCAAGCCACACUAGGUCUAAUGAAAACACCCAGAUGCUCUCUGCCAGAUGUCUCUGAUCCCAACGUGACGGCGGGGCGCAGGAAACGAAGCUUGAACACACAGAACAAAUGGAAUAAGAGGCACCUGUCGUGGAGAGUGAGAACCUUCCCCAAGGAUUCAGCCUUAUUGGGCAGGGAUACAGUUCGGGCCCUCAUGUACUACGCCCUGAAGGUCUGGAGCGACAUCGCGCCUCUGAACUUCCACGAGGUGGCCGGCAGUGACGCAGACAUUCAGAUCGACUUCACCAAAGCGGACCAUAAUGAUGGAUACCCCUUCGACGGGCCUGGGGGAACAGUGGCACAUGCUUUCUUUCCUGGGGAGAGGUUCACAGCGGGUGAUACACACUUUGAUGACGACGAGGCCUGGACCUUUAGAUCUCCAGACUCCCAUGGGAUGGAUCUGUUUGCAGUCGCAGUUCAUGAGUUUGGUCAUGCCAUCGGCCUGGUCCACACCUCAGCUAUGGAAUCCAUCAUGAGGCCGUACUACCAAGGUCCUGUGGGAGACCCGCUGAAAUACGACCUGCCGUAUGAGGAUAAAGUCCGUGUCUGGCAGCUCUACGGUGUCAGAGACUCUGUGUCUCACACGAAUCAGCCAGGCAGCCCGUCUCAAACCCCUGAGCCUCCCGUCCUCCUCGACCUCCCUGAAAACAGAUCCACGCUCCUACUGGCACAAGAUGCUCCAGACAGAUGCACCAGUAACUUUGAUGCUGUAGCCCAAAUCCGAGGAGAGGCUUUCUUCUUUAAAGGGAAGUACUUUUGGAGGCUAACAAGGGAAAAGCACCUGGUGUCCCUCCAUCCUGCUCACAUUCAUCGCUUCUGGAGGGGGCUUCCUCCCAAUUUGGAUAGCGUGGACGCUGUUUACGAGAGGCCAGGGGACCACAAAAUAGUAUUCUUCAAAGGUCAAAAGUAUUGGGUAUUCAAAGACAAUAACGUUGAGGAGGGUUACCCACGUCCAAUUAGUGACUUCGGCCUUCCUGUGGAAGCAGUGGAUGCAGUGUUUGUUUGGUUACACAACGACAAAACCUACUUCUUCAAAGAUAACUACUACUGGCGCUAUGACGACCACCUGCGACACAUGGACCUUGGUUUCCCCAAAGACAGCACGCUUUGGAAGGGGCUGCCGCUCCAGCUGGACGAUGCCAUGAGGUGGUCUGAUGGAUCAUCCUAUUUUUUCAAGGGCAAGGAGUACUGGCGAGUGCCGGGCAGCGACAUGGAGGCGGAGGCAGGAUACCCUCGCCUGAUUGCCAAGGACUGGCUGCUCUGCACCGAGAUGCAGUCGGACUCUCCGGACACAGAAGCCAAAAGCACGGAGACGAGGGUCAACGUGCACCAGCACCCAGACCACGCAGAGAAUGGAUACGAGGUGUGCUCCUGCACCUCUGACACCGCCUCGCCUUUGGCUGAUCACUUACCCCUGUUUCCAGUUUGGCUGCUGCUGCCUUGUUGGACACUCUUACUGACCUUCCCCAAUGAACUGCUAUGAUGCUGAAGCACGGGGUUAAGUACUUGUGUUGAGUGCAAGAGAGAGACUAAUUAGCGGAUGCUCUGCAAGAAAGAAAGAAAAAAACUGGAAGAAUUUGAUCAUAUAAAUACGGUUUAUUUAGUUUGUUUUGUUCUCUUUAUUUCUCUUUUUUUUUCUUGGGAGUUAUUUAUUUCACAUGCCAUCUUAUGGUCACUUAAAGAGCUUUGCAGUAGCUGUUUUAUGAACAAUUAUCAGUUAAUAUCCACUGACAGUGACGGUAUUAGAUGUUUCAUAAGCUGAGUUGCACAGAAAUACAAGUUAACUUCACUUUCCAAAUGGCCUCAUAAUACUGAGAGGGCUAAGAAGAGGGGAAUGUUCAGAUAUAAGUGGUUAUAUCAUUAUAGAUUUAAUGGCGACUUACUUUGAGGUAUUCAGUUUUAUGAAUAAGAGCUCGUGGCUCAACCUGCUAGGGUUUGAGAGCAUUCACGUCAACACUGACAGAGAUUUGGAAAUUACAGCUUCUUAUUGACAAAAUAAAAGCUGAAUCUUUUAUAAAAUGGGAUUUAAAGCAGUUUUAUUUAUCAGAGCCUAAUGCUGUAAUGCUGAUACUGCAAAUGUUUGCUUAUUGGUGAUUUGUUUAGUUAGUUAAAAUGCAGCUUAAAUCAGAAAGAUAUUCAUUCACAGUUCUGAUUAAUGUUCAAAGAUACCUCGAUCUUCUUUAGGCAGUUACUGGUAUGGAGGGCUUAAAAUGUUAUGGUUUCAAAACCACUUUUCUAUCAUACCAAUCCUGCAUUAUGACGUUUCUUUUUUUAGAUAUGUGUUUAUGCAGCAAUAUGAGGCAUAGGAUAAUGCAGUGCUGGCCCUCCCCCACUUGUUGCUUGUUGAAUUAUUUUAGCCAAACUAAUAAGAGAAUCUUUGUGUCAAUCUGCUUCACCAGCAGAUUUUAAGACCGUUUGAAUAAUUUUCAAACAACUACAAGACCUAGAAAGCAUGCUAAAAAAAACAAAAACAUUUUUGAUCCUGCUUCACAACAGGUGCAAAAUCUAUAAAUUCACUCCAUUGUUGGUGGAGCUACAGCAGACUGAUAAGUCCCAAGGUAUUUGUUGUUUUGAUACUACCAGCAGGCUCAACCAACCUAAAUCUGCAUAGGAACACAAACACAGUUCUGCUUUGAAAACAGCACUAAACAUAAAAGUCUUUUGUAAAAUUGUAUUCUGUCAUAUAUGCAAAUUUCCUCAAAAAUAACCUUAUCACCCUGAAAGCGGCCAAAGACAGAUAAUGCAGGGCUUCUCUGGUUCUCAUAUUCCACCACUCUGAGACUAUAGUUCCUUAUUUUAAAAUGUAAAUUAGCUUUUGUUGACAAUAACGACACAAAACCUCUCAAUCUACCAAAUCUAAACUGUGUUUAUUAUGACCAUUUCUUCAGUUAAAAAAACCCCACAAAAACAAAACCCCACCUUCUCGACCCAAAGUAACAAAAUGCCGUCACGACGGGGACGCUCGGUGGAUUCGGUUGUUGCGGAGGGGUUUGUUUAUUCAAAACUUUAGCCUCUCGAUGUCCAAGUGUGCAUCCUCAAACUCCUUUAAUAGUUUGACGUGCGUGUUCUGAAGCUAUCUCAAGCGAGCACACGUUUACCUUUGCCCUGCGCCGUCAUCCAAACUGGAUCCAUAUUUGUCUCCAUUUGAUUGAACGAAGCUGUCGGCUUACCCCUGAGGUUAGCUGUAGCAUGGAAUCGAGGGCAAUGCCAGGAGGUGAGUUGCCUUUUUUAAUGGAAUCACUUCUCUUUGAAGUCUUUUGAAGUGUGAACUAGAUAAGAUUUGAUCAGCGUAUGCCAUAUUGACGACUUUAAAGUUUUAUGAUAAGAUGUUAAAGAAGCAGAAUGCAGCUGAUCAACGUGUGAACGCUUUGAGUGUUACCUGCUAGAAGUCCUCUAUAGGCUACAGCAGCUGUCGACUCCAACCAGCAUAUCUGCUGAAUAACUGUAAAUCUGAGCUAAUUUAUUUCCAACACAAAAGGUGUAAUAUCUCGGAUCCAGAACCAAAUAAAUCCUACAGAUAGUGUUACCAUACUUGUAAUUCUGAACUUGUUCCAUUAUUUUGACAGCAGCAGGAAUAAUUGUAGCUUCUACGCUUCAAAUAAAUCUACCUUCUGAAAAAGCUGUAAUUUCUAAGAUGUUUGAUCAAGUUGAAAGUGAAUACUCUCAGAUGAAAGCUACAUUUGUUCUGUACAGUCAGUCUUCAUAUAUAUAUAUAUAUAUACACACACCAGUCUACAUGGACAGUAUCUUGGAAAAGUAUUCGUUUGACAAAGUGUUUCACGCCUUUCAUUGGGAUUUUCUGUGACAGACCAACACUAGUGGUGCAUAAUUGGAGAAUAAUUUUCUUUCUACUAAAAGACAUGUAGAAACCUGUAUUUAGCUCUCAUGAGAAAUUACUCUAUCCAGUCACCUUUCAUCUGCAAAUAUUUUGUAAUAGCUCUCUCUGAGCAGAGGUGGACAACUUCUUAGUGAAAUAUUACAGUUUUUCUCAGCAAAUUAGCCUUAAACUCUGUCAGGUUGGUUGAAGAGUGCCUGUGAACGUCAGUUUUCAUUGCCACAUUUUUGACUCUUUUAAGAUGGGAGUAACCUUUAAUCUAAAGUACUCUAUAGCAAAGGCUGCACACUUAUAUUUUUUUUCUGAUUUAUGGGUAUCCUCUGCCCCAAACCCAACUAUUUUUCAUUCUCUUAACAGGUUAAUUUUAAGAAUUAGAUUUCGUAUGGCUCAAUAUGUCUUCUUUUCACCUCUGACCAGCUUCCCUGUCCCACAGUAUGAUGAUGUCACCCCCUUUUUCAAAAUGGGGAUGGUGUUUUCCAGAUGAUGUGCAGCGUUUGUUUUCCACCCCACACCGAGUUUUGAGCGAUGCCCUAAAAGCUUAAAUUUGGUCUUGCACGCCUUGUCUUCUUCAUUGCUUGUGGGCUCCUGCAAACAGGAUGUCCUAUUUCUUUCUUUCAACCAUGACUUUCUUCUUGCCACUCUUCUGUAAGGGCUAGAUUAGUUGGGUGCACUCCUAUUGUCAAAAGCCAAGGUUUCUUCCCAUCCUUUCCAUGCCCUGCCUGUCAGUUUGGGUAGAUGUCCACGUGUCAAUAUGUUUGCAAAUGGUUUGCUUCCCAUUCUGUACUUUCCACUAGAUUACGUCGAUCUAUCACACAAAAACCCAAUGAAAUACAUUUAAACUUUGUGGUAGCAUGAAAAAGUUCAAGGGGUCUGACUAUUAUUUCUAAGACAACGAAUAAGCCGAGUUGAGAUUCAGAUCAGCCGAUCCCAGCAGAAGAGACAGGAUCCCUAUUAAUCUGAAUAUAGACUCCCACCAGGGGGAAGAGCGACAUCCCGAGGUGUCAUCGCUCGACAGGUGACUGACACUGCAGCGCCCGUCUGUGCAGGCAGGUGUAAUGUACCUUGGGAUGUAUUGCAGAGAGAUGGUUAGGUUGACAGAUCAAUGGCUCUGUGGGAGCUUGACGUGUUGAAGACACAUGAGUGGCAUGCUGGUUUUCAACAGGUACACGCACAGUCAAGAGGAAGACAAGGGAACAUGGGACGUGGGGGGGGUGGAAGACGACAAAUGAAUGUCGGACAGAACAUUCAAAACCAAGAUUCCUGCUGUUGCUUGUUGACGUGCUCCUUGCUUUCUAUCCGUUUCCUGCACUCCCUCCCUCCCCAUCACACAGGUGGUACCUGAGCACCUUACACACUCCCUGCCAUAACCAGAGGUAGUAUUAGUUUGCUGUAUUUUCUUUUUGUAUUAAGUAUGAAUAUAUUGUGAGCCAUUGCUUUGACGAGACGACAUCCCGUGGAGCAUUUCCGACACAAGCCCAAGCUCCGUUCGACGACAUCUAUCGCAGACCUCACAAAGGCAGCAGAUUUGUUAUUGUUGCUGAUAUAUUUACCUACAAGUUUAAAUAUAGACAGAUAUAUUUGAGUCACAAUGUUCCAUGGUUACUGCAAACCAAGUGGACUGUGUAUAUUUCAAGCUGUGUUUUCUAAUGUAAAAUAUUUUUGUAGAAAAAAAUAAAGAAAAUAAAGAUUCUUGAAUGGUU
This is a messenger RNA of Poecilia latipinna (sailfin molly), 6257 nucleotides long. RefSeq names its product matrix metalloproteinase-17-like. Gene Ontology annotation, cellular component: extracellular matrix. Lineage: Eukaryota; Metazoa; Chordata; Actinopteri; Cyprinodontiformes; Poeciliidae. The transcript is spliced from 10 exons. The record is from RefSeq and is a predicted model, not a curated record. Gene Ontology annotation, molecular function: metalloendopeptidase activity; zinc ion binding. Bases 400 to 2205 code for a protein of 601 amino acids. Gene Ontology annotation, biological process: proteolysis; collagen catabolic process; extracellular matrix organization.